ACUCAAAAGAGUGCCCAUUUGUAAUCUGCCUGAUCGUGUAUCAUAUAAGUAAACAUGAAGCAAAAGUAUACAACAAAAUAAUGCCCUUUGCCAUCCCAAAUACGCCACUGAUGGUUCGACUGUAUAUUAGAUUUUGGCAAGUUAAAAAAUAUUGAAAAGUAUAAUGAUGUUGCAAAAAAAAAUUGGGGGACGAGGGACGACGGUGUUGUUGCCUUGUCGUGAAGGUGGUAGUGAAUUGGACUAACAUGAUGAGACUUGGUGGAAUGAAGAACAAAGGCGAAAGAUAACCUACAUCCUUUCGUACCAGGUCAAAUCGGAGUCGUAGCAUUCGGUUAUGCUAAUCGGGCUGCGAAGCAAUCUCGCUGGCUUGGCUGCUUGUUCGUUUACCUCACUUGCUCGUACAUGGUUGGUUCGUAGUCGGGUCGGACUUGCACUACUUCGCUAACUUUAGCCUUUCGUUCAACUAAACUCUUGGCUAUAACAGUUGGACGGAGAAAGCGUUCGAUCGUAGAGCAGUCUCCGUCUGCCCAUUUUUCUGUUUCGUUUCUUCAUUCUCGUCACACUCUUUACGUAUAGUACACCAACACAGACAUAUAUAUAUAUGUAUGUAUGCAUAUUAAAAAAAAAAAAAAAAAAACAAGUAUUCCUUCGUUGUGUUUUGCUCCAUUCUUCUGUUUGUUGCCUAGGCUGUGUUGCAUUUUCUAGUGAAUAGUGGUGACCGAUGAUGAUUUUUAUACGUGACUAAUGUUUAAUGUGUGAAAAGAACUUUGCGCUGCUGUUAAAGCUGUCUGUUAGUUCAGGGAUGAGAAUCGGUUGGAAAUCGGUUUACCAUUCAGUUUGCUAUCAUGUUAGAAACAAAUUCGCACAACUCUCGGGAGUCAACGACAAACGGCACAAGCAUGUGGAAUGCCGGUACAAAUAGCAACAAUAAAAAUAAUAACUGUUCUGACGGGCCGGGCAGUAACAAUAACGGUUGUUCGACGCUUGGCGUCGAAACACGACUUGAAGAUGACGUUCCGGACGAAACUCGCGCGUUGACCGUUCCUUCGGUGACCGCGAAAUCGCCGUGUAUGCGGUCACCUUCGAUAGAUACGGACUUUUCGAAAGAUAGUGAGGCAGAAUGCGGCCUAGGGCCUUGCGCCCCCCAUUGGUUACAAAUGUUCGCGUCAAAACAAAUGUUUUUAAUUGUAUUUUGUAUAACGUGGGUCUUGCAAGGCAUGUAUCAUACGUAUUUCGUAAGCGUAAUCACUACGAUCGAAAAGUUGUUUCAAAUUCAAUCGAAAAUUACGGGUAUUAUAAUGAGUGCGACGGAGAUAGGGCAGAUCGGUUCAUCUUUACUGCUCACUUAUUACGGCGGACAAGGACACAGGCCUAAAUGGAUAGCUUGGGGUAUGGUUUUGUUCGCCGUUUCGUCAUUUACGUGUUCCUUGCCACAUUUCAUUUAUGGGAGACAAUUGAUUAAUGCGAAUGAUCUUUUGGGCAUUGCUAAGCAGCCAAACGUUUGUACUUCACCACCUUCCUCGCCGCCCACCGAUUCUUACGAUCUCUGGUUAAAUUCUACCUCAAACUCCAUGCCAAAAGUCUCCCAUAUAUUUCAAACUUGCGAAGAAGAACUUAUCUCAGGGCACAGAAUACAGCCUUCGGUCACCAAAAUAGUUUUAGCUAUCUUCUUCAUAAGCCUAUUAGGGGUAGGGAUGGGUCAGACUGCCGUUUACACCCUCGGAAUUCCUUAUAUCGACGACAAUGUAGCCAGCAAGGAAUCGCCACUCUAUUUUGCCAUAACAAUAGGAGUGAGAAUAUUGGGUCCCGCAUUAGGCUUCAUAGUGGGAUCGUUUUGCACGAGCAUUUACGCUGACUUAUCAAUCGACCCAAAAAUAGCCACAACUGACCCUAGAUGGGUCGGCGCAUGGUGGUUGGGUUUAGUUUUAAUUGCUGGUUUCCUAAUGCUAGCCUCAUUGGCAAUGUUUGCAUUUCCUAAAAGAUUGUCGUCGAAUGUGCGAUCUGCUCCUAGAAUUCAAAAAUCAGAUGCAAAGCAUCCUAGUAUAAGAGAUUUUCCAAAAACUGUGAAAAGGCUUCUGAAAAACGAUAUUCUAAUGUUCCGAACAGCCAGCAGCGUAUUACAUAUACUUCCAAUCGCAGGAUUGUACACUUUUUUGCCGAAAUAUCUAGAGUCACAAUUUCGAUUGCCAACACCUUCGGCGAAUAUGAUUUCUGGCGUUGGAGGAAUUUUGGUUAUGGGUCUUGGGAUAAUAAUUAGCGGUGUGUUUAUUUUGAGAGUGAAACCAAAUGCUAGAUUUGUCGCAGCUUGGAUAGCGUUUACUGCCGUUCUGUAUGCCAUUGGGAUGGGAAUUUUGAUGUUCAUUGGCUGUCCUAUGAACGAAGUAAUCGGACUUCGAAAACUUGACGACGGCAUGGCGGUGAUAGAGCCGAUUUGUAAUACGACGUGCGAAUGCAGUAGAAAUAAAUUUGCCCCAGUUUGUGGGGGAGAUGGCAGAACUUAUUUUUCAGCUUGCCAUGCCGGUUGCCAAAAUUAUACAGAAAUAGAUAAUAAAAUAGUCGAAUUUUCCGAAUGCCAGUGUUUAGGAAGUCAUCGCCCUUCGAAUGCCACAAUCGGAAAAUCGCCACAAUUUGGAAUGGCAACUAUUGGUUAUUGUAACGUUCAAUGUUCUAGUUUCAUUUGGUAUAUAAUUCUCUUCUCGAUUUUCGUUUUUAUCCAUUCAACUUCAGAAGUAGGUUCGAUGUUAUUGAUUCUUCGAUGUGUUGAUCCUAGAGAUAAAGCUAUGGCAUUAGGACUGAUACAGUUUGCUAUAGGAUUAUUUGGUAAUGUACCAUGCCCUAUAAUCUACGGUGCCGUUGUUGAUUCGGCUUGUCUGGUGUGGAAAAUGGCUUGUGGUGAAAAAGGAGCUUGUGGACUUUAUGAUGCCAACGUCUUCCGAAUGUUCUAUCACGGAAUAACAGGUGCAAUUUUACUUUGCGCGUUUUUUGUGGAUAUCAUAGUUUGGUAUAAAGCAGGCAGUAUAAAUUUUGUAGACGAGCAAGUUCCUUUAGAAGAAGAAUUGCAUUCGAUAACAGGGAAACCGAGAUCUGAAACGAGUGUGUAGUAUACCAAGUUUAUUUUAAAUUUCGACUGAAGCAUUUUUUUAGACACCGAAAAAAAAAAUACAAGUGAUUUUACCUCAUAAUGUAAUUAUUUUUCUAUUUGGCUUAAAACCGAGUAUUUUAAUUUUUUUUUUAUAUAAACUGACGUAAAAAAUGCCUUUUUACACAUAUAACAUCUAUUUAUUCUUUUUUCAGUAUGUAAAGUUAAAAAAGUUCUGCGCUAUAUAAAGGACUGAAAAGUUGUUUUUCAUUUUUUCAAUAAAAUGCUCUUUUUUAGCCAAAUACACUGCCAAAUAACUACAUCACAGAAAUUUUAAGCAGUUUUUAAGUUAAUGAUAAAGGUACUUCAGUUUCUUAAGCGAUUGUAAUUUUACUACGUUUCUUAUUCUUGUUAUCCUCUUUUAUGAAGCUCAGGUUAGCUUUAUUUAAUUAGUAUAGAUCUUCAAAAAAAGAAAUUGAUAAAUCUGUGAUAUUUUCAGUAACGAAUGUUAUUUGACAGUUUGAUAUACACUUAAAAUUAAAUAUAAUUAGUAUAUCUAUAUAAUA
Messenger RNA from Agrilus planipennis (emerald ash borer), 3645 nucleotides. RefSeq names its product solute carrier organic anion transporter family member 3A1 (gene Oatp74D). Gene Ontology annotation, cellular component: membrane. NCBI's taxonomy places the organism in Eukaryota, Metazoa, Arthropoda, Insecta, Coleoptera, Buprestidae. The transcript has 9 exons. The record is from RefSeq and is a predicted model, not a curated record. Gene Ontology annotation, biological process: transmembrane transport; sodium-independent organic anion transport. Gene Ontology annotation, molecular function: protein binding. The coding region runs from base 846 to 3101 and encodes 751 amino acids.